AUGUCCAACCCACCACUAAACGGCACUAUUGCCUCCCUCCAAGGUUGCGUCGCCUCUCUUCAAAACUCCCAACGUCUUCUCGACUCCUCAAUUUCAAUCCUCGACUCUGGCGUCCGCGACUUCCCACGGAUGAAGAAAGUCCUCCAAUGCACAAGACACUUCGAACUAAUCUCUGAGCCCACUCUAUACGCCGCGCAAACUGCGCUUGCCUCCGAAAUCGGCCCCGAGGUAGAGCACCUCCUCCGCCGCGUUGAGCAGCAUCUAGCCAAGAUGGAGCGCCGCGAGAAGGCACUGAUAUCAAAGUCAGAGCUGCAGGAGGGGCGACUCCAACAGAAGCCGCAUGUGAGUAGGGGCGCAGUUGGGAGGCCGGGGAGCAGAGCGGGGAAUAAUGCCAAUGCGGAGAGAUUGAAAAUGUUGAAGAGUAAGAAGGAGCGGCUGGCGCAUACCAUCGAGAGGUUAGAGUUACAAGCGGGGCACAAGGAGAGACAGAUGAGGAUGACAAUGAAUUAUGGUCGUGGGUGA
Molecule: messenger RNA, 522 nt
Organism: Morchella importuna
Lineage: Eukaryota; Fungi; Ascomycota; Pezizomycetes; Pezizales; Morchellaceae
Exons: 3
Coding region: 1-522 (173 amino acids)
Biological process (GO): attachment of spindle microtubules to kinetochore
Cellular component (GO): spindle microtubule; DASH complex
Source: RefSeq, a predicted model, not a curated record